AUGUCUUGGCAAGACGCUGAGGAAGAGAAAGAAAACAGAAAAAGACGGGAGACUCCUAAAAUAAACUCUCAUAAGCAUUCCAUACCGCCAGAGAGCGUGAGUGUGGUGGUGUGGCGUGGUGACAGUCUCCAGGGCACAGUCAGCAGCGUCCUGGGACCCUUCGUGGACGCUACCCGGGAUACCCACCAGGGCACACACACUACCAUCUUGGAGGAGUACCAAGGUAGCCAGCAGGUCACGUCUAGCAGCGCCCUGGGACCCUUCCUUGAAGGAGAAGUGGCAAAACUUACCUGCGUGGCCCAUGGAGGAAGCCCGCGACCAUCAGUCGUGUGGUACAGAGACUCUCAGCUUCUUGACUCGGAGAUGGAGUCGGAGGCUUCAACAAGCGAGGUCGAAGCCUCCAACGUCGUGGCUUCCCUCGGACAAGAGACUCAAAUGACCACGUCAACGCCUUGGACGACCACGCCAGGGCCGCUCUUCGGGGGCGAGCCCUACAACACUCUCACUCUGGGACCUCUCACUCGAAGUCACCUUCAGACGGUGCUCACGUGUGCAGCUCUCAACAGCAACCUCACGCACCCCACAACGGUGGGCCUCACCCUCGAUAUGAACCUGGUGCCACUGAGCGUGGAGAUCCGCCCGCCGGAAACACUGGCACUGCGAGCUGGUCGCGAGUACGUGGUAGAGUGCCUGGCACUGGGUGCCAGACCUGUCCCUACCAUCACUUGGUGGAGUGGUGAUCAGAGAGUCCUCUCUGCCACUCUCACAGUGUCGGAGGACAAGAACGUCACCACGAGCAGUCUUGUGCUGACGCCUCGGCCACAGGACAACGGGUCCUUCCUGCGGUGCAUCGUGGAGACGUACGCCGCCCCAGCUACCCUGGAGGAUACAUGGAACCUCACUGUUCAGUACGUACCGAAGGCGUCGUGCAGGUUCGGUGCGUCGCUAGACGCCAGCAACAUCAAGGAGGGUGAUGAUGUGUACUUCGAGUGCUCCAUUGACGCCAAUCCCAGGGUGACGCGCGUCUCCUGGCGUCACAAUGACAGAGUACUGGUACACAACGUGUCAGCCGGAGUGAUCAUCAGUAACCAGAGUCUAGUGUUACAGCGUGUGGUGAGAGCCCAGGCUGGGCGCUACGCUUGUCACGCUCACAACAUAGUUGGCGAUGGUGUUUCAAAUGCUCUCCGACUCGACGUUAAGUACGCGCCAGUUUGCUCGCCCGGGCAAGUGACCACGUACGCUGUAGGACGCUACGAGGAUGCCGAGGUGACAUGCUCGGUGGACGCUAACCCCGUGCAAGAGUCCUUCCAGUGGACGUUCAAUAACACUGCGGACACCAUCGAUGUGCCACAGGGACGCUUCACUUCUCUCAGCAGCCACAGUGUCAUCACAUACACCCCAAUGACGGCCCUCGACUAUGGUACUCUGCUGUGCUGGGCAGCCAACGAGAUCGGUGCCCAGAAGGAACCCUGCGUCUUCCACAUCGAACCCGCAGGUAAGCCUGAGGCGCCAGGUGAGUGUCGCGUGGGAGACGGUACUCAGACCUCCGUGAGGGUGAGGUGUGAGGCUGGCUCCAGCGGAGGUCUACCUCAACACUUCCACCUCCAGGCCAGCCUCUACCAAGGCCACCACCUCCUCAACCUCACUGCUGUGGCCAGCCCUGAUUUCUACGUAGAGGGGUUAAGGAUGGAAAGUAAGUACCAGCUGAUCAUCACUGCCGUCAACGAUAAGGGUACCAGCAGUGCCACCCAUCUCACCGUCAGUAGCAUUGGCACUAACGGCUCUGUCUACCAGCUGCAUGACGGCCCUCUGGAGGCAGAGGUCCGAGACGGGGGCAAAAAUGGUGUGGGCAGCGAAGGAGUAGCAGCAGUGGGUGAUGGAGGCGGGGCCUUCCUGGAGGCGCUGGCAGUUCCUUCCUUCAUCAUGGGCGUGCUAGGCGUGGGCUCAGGCCUGGUGUUGCUGGUGAUCCUCCUGCUGCUCUUCAUUACUUUCCGCAGAAACAGAGCGCCUCAGCCUCGUCCACUGGCUGACACGCUCCACCACAUCAGCACCACGGAAAACCUGGGAGGGAGCAGCAAUUCACCCAGGCGAAGUCACAGCUCACCAGUACUAACACCAGAACACCACACUACCUGCCUUGAGAGAGAUGUAACGGAAGAGUCGGAGAGUGAUGCAGACCCCGACAUCAUUCCCCUUCAGGAGACCUGCAGGUGUUGUGAGGUGGAGAUGGUGCCAACAUCUACCGUCCUGCCUUCGGUGCCAGCAGUUACCGUGCUACCCUCGGUGCCAGCAGCUACCGUGCUGCCCUCAGAUCGCUACACGUACGCCCACGUGCCUGCCCUCCUUCCACCCUCUGGUCGUCAUGGUGGGUGUCACCACCACCACCAUCACCAUCUCCCCCAGGUGUGAGGCGGGACACCUGGGGGAGGGUCUUAGCCAGACCCUGCACCACACCAGGCCACCUGCCCUCACAACACACAGCUCAGGUCGAUCAUCGUGGGAUUCCCCAUAACUCAAGCUGGUAAUACUUUGACGACAACGAUAAGGAAUAUUGCUGUAACAGGAAGACGAGGAAGAAGACACCAGUCGGAACUCAGAAUAUUGUUAUAGCUCCCUGUAACAGGGAGCUAUAUCAGGGAGCUGUAACAAGGACCUGUAACAGGGAGCUGUAACAAGGAACUGUAACAGGGACCUGUAACAGGGAGCCGUAACAGGGAGGUUACAAGCUAAUUACAAGAGUUUUAACGAAAAUCGUCCAGGCUGACUAGAGGUCAUCGUGAGAACCUCCAGUGAAGCUGGAGGUCACACUGAGUGAGAACCUUCAAGCCAAGUACAAGUUAUCGUGAGAACCUCCAAGUCACAUCAAUCUCCAGGACAGUUUUUGAGAGACAGAGAGCUUGGAGGUCGAUUACUGGGUCUAGCAAAAGAAAACUUAGACGUCAACUAUGGAAACCUGUGCAAGAAACUGGAGGUCGACUGUAGGGACUAUUGCGAGAAAACUUGGAGGUCGAAUACAGCGUCUUGUAUUAAGAAAUAAAGGUCGAUACAGGGUCAUGUCCAAGAUAAAUUGGAGGUCGACUACUGGGUCUUGUGAAAGAGAACUUGGAGGUCGACUACUGAGUCUUGUUAAAGAGAACUUGGAGGUCACCUACUGGGUCUUGUGAGAGAGAACCUAGAGGUCGACUACUGGGUCUUGUGAGAGAUUACCUAGAGGUCGACUACUGGGUCUUGUGAAAGAGAACUUAGAGGUCGACUACUGGGUCUUGAGAGAAAGAACCUAGAGGUCGACUACUGGGUCUUGUGAAAGAGAACUUGGAGGCCGACUACUGGGUCUUGUGAGAGAGAACUUGGAGGUCGAAUACUGGGUCUUGUGAGAGAGAACUUGGAGGUCGACUACUGGGUCUUGUGAGAGAGAAUUAGGAGGUCAACUACUGGGUCUUGUGAGAGAGAAUUAGGAGGUCGACUACUGGGUCUUGUAAGAGAGAACUUAGAGGUGGACUACGGGAUCCAGAGUGAGAAAGCUUGAGGUCGGCUACAGGGUUGAGUGUGACUGGAGGUCUACUACAGGGUCGAGAGUGAUUGAAGGUUGACUAUAGGGUCGAGUGUGGUUGGAGGUUGACUAUAGAACUAUAGGUCGAUUACAGGGUCGAGUAUUUAACUAUAGGUCGAUUACAGGGUCGAGUAUAACAGGAGGUCGACCACAGGCUUGAUCGACUGUUCUACUGGAGGACACCUACAGGGUCGAGUGUUUGACUGGAGGUCGACUACAGGGUUGAGUGUGACAGUAAGUCAGCUACAGGAUCGAGUAUUUUACUUGAGGUCGACUAUAGGGUCGAGGGUGACAAGAGGUCGACUACAGAGCCGAGUGCUUGACUGGAGGUCAACUACAGAGUCACGUGUUUUACUGAGGGCCGGUUACAGAAUCGAGUGUUUUACCGGAGGUCGACUACAGGGCCGAGUGUUUUACCGGAGAUCGACUACAGGGUCGAGUGUGAGAGUAGGUCAACUACAGGGUCGAGUAUUUUACUUGAGGUUGACUACAAGUUCGAGUGUUUUACUAAAUGUCGACUACAGGGUCGAGCGUGACUGGAGGUCGACUACAAGGUCAAGUGUUUUACUGGAGGUAGACUACGGGGAAGAGUGUAACAGUAGGUUUAACACAGGGUCGAGUGUUUUACUGAAGGUCGACUACAGAGUCGAGUGUUUUACUAAAGGUCGACUACAUGAUCAAGUGUUUUACUGGAGGUAGACUACAAGGUCCAGUGUGACUGGAAGUCGACUACAAGAUCGAGUGUGACUAGAGGUCGACUACGGGGUCGAGUGUGACUGGAGGUCGACUACGGGGUCGAGUGUGACUGGAGGUCGACUACAGCAUCCACAACAUAGACACAGUAAGCAACUGAAGUCAGCAGCGGAGCCUGUCAAGAUCAGAGUCAGCAGCCUGGGAGUUCAACCAACCAAUGAAGUCAGUAUGCAGUUAAUUCCUCCAUCAGUAGAGUCAGCAAUUAGUUCCAGCAUCAGUGAAGUCAGCAGUGAGGUCCUGCCUGGGUGGACUGAGGGAGAUAAACUUAAGACACGUCUUCACUGAAGUGUGUGGCUGAUGGACCUCGCACGACACAGAGGUCGUUCAUUACAUCAGGGGUCGUUCAUACCACGAUAAGAGGUCGUUCAUUACACGAUGGGUCGAUCAUACCACGAUAGAAGGUCGUUCAUUAUACGUUGGGUCGUUCAUACCACGAUAAGAGGUCGUUCAUUACACGAGGGAUCGUCCACCAAAGGGUGGGAAGUUAUCACACGAGAGGUGGUUCACACCACAAGGGAGAGGUCGUCCAUCACAUGGAGGUCGUUCAUCACAUAAGGAGUCAUUCAUACCACAAGGGAGAGGUCGUUCUUCACACGAGGUCAUCCAUCACACGAGAAGUCGUUCAUACCACAAAGGAGAGGUCGUUCAUCACUCGAGGGAUCGUUUAUACCACAAGGAAGAGGUCGUCCAUCAUACGAGAGAUCUUUCAUACCACAGGCGAGAGGUCGUUCGUCUUGACUCAAGGAAUUGUUCCUACCUUCACUGGACCAGCCCUAAACACCUACCAUUCUCCAGGUGGUGCAUGAUGCCUCCGGGUUUAGCGCUGUAUUUAGUGCAUAAAUUUCCAGACGACUUCCUAUCAUUCACAAUGAAGUGCAAAACCCAUGUGGAGGUAAAGGAGGGCCACUAAUCACAGGGAGUUGUAUAGGCUCGAUUCUCCGUUUCCGAAAUCUCAAUCUCAAGUCAGCACCAGAAGGUCUACAGAUCUCAAGAA
Cherax quadricarinatus is the source of this 5297-nucleotide messenger RNA. Its product is annotated as nephrin-like. Gene Ontology annotation, molecular function: protein binding. The record is from RefSeq and is a predicted model, not a curated record. NCBI's taxonomy places the organism in Eukaryota, Metazoa, Arthropoda, Malacostraca, Decapoda, Parastacidae.